Molecule: messenger RNA, 3406 nt
Organism: Rhopilema esculentum
Lineage: Eukaryota; Metazoa; Cnidaria; Scyphozoa; Rhizostomeae; Rhizostomatidae
Biological process (GO): SCF-dependent proteasomal ubiquitin-dependent protein catabolic process
Cellular component (GO): SCF ubiquitin ligase complex
Molecular function (GO): protein binding
Source: RefSeq, a predicted model, not a curated record
GACACGAUUGGUUGUUUCUACUAUCAUACCCCUAUUUUUCAGCCACACGCAGCGUCUCUUUGGCAUUUGUUCAAUAAAGUUUGUUAUGAGGUGCAUUUCCAAUCUUGAUCCGUCAACAAUCUUGGUAUAUUCUCAAUUUUUCAAUGUUCAAUCUGCAGUCUGUAGCAUCUUUCAAUGUGUCUGCUGUUUUGUUAAUUAUCUCCAACAACACCCGAAUCUAGUUCGUUAAUUUUAACUUUGCUUUAACCAGAUUAUUGGUUCUUUUCACCUGUUGCCUUUGCUUUAACAAUGUUAGUGAUAAAAACAGACUUUCCUGCUCCAACGUUAGCCCCGUUGAAUCUGCUGAUCAUUCCUUCAUUAUCUCUUAUGCUAUCUUUUUAUCUGAUGUCUAAUAACUCUUGCAUUUUGUCAAUGUAUUCAGUCAUCUUCUUGGAACCCAUUUAGUGAUUUCUGGAUUGCCGAAUUCCUCUCUGGCAGAAUGUAACACGUGUUGCGGCCUGCUGAUAAAGUCAGCAUUCCGUUUCAAAAGGUUAUUGAUGUUUAUGAGCUCAUCCUACUCUGUCUUGUGUUCCAAAACUUGAUCUCGAAGGGCCAUCCCUCCGCCUCCUGGCACAGAGCCCUCAGAUGUCUAGGCCCAUUCAUGAUCAAAAUCCACGGCUAAGAGUUACCCACUCAACCUCUCUUUUCUAAAGCACUUUUCUUUUUGCUUCAAAUCAUUUAAUGCUAGAUUACUUUAUCUUGAGUUGAUUAUAUAGAAAGAUUAACAAAUUGCUAGUGCACGCUGCAUUAGAUUGGCGCGUUUUUGCAUAUCUCUGUUAUCUAAUUUCUUGUCUCCGUAUGGCUUUGGGUAGUUUCCAGUUCAGGAGCACAAUCGUUUGCCAAAAAUUUUUCUUUCUUUACUCGCAAAGCAUCCUCCAGUGGAAUUUCAGUUUGCUAUUGCGAUAAAUUUUUCAAUAUUGUACUUUUUAUUCUAAUCUGAACAAGUAUUUUCUACUUAGUUUUGUGGCAUUUCUUUUCCGUAACUGCACAAUAACAGCUCGCCUGUAAAUAUAACACUGGGUCCCGAGACCGACUUGAAGCUGUGAGCUUGGUUUAUAUGGUGCUGAUGCUUAGGCCCGUCGUAGAUCAAAGUGCCAUCCACGUAACAUUCUAAACUGAUAUCUUAAGUAAAGCAUCUUCUUAGGCUGGUUUGUGAAACUGUGGUUGUGAACUACUGUUGGAGAGACAAAGUAAAUUACAAUACAGAAAAGGUGUUCUGAAUAUCACUAGGACAUGAAUAAUAGACACUGUAUGAUGGUUUAAAGACACUUUCUGAGAGAGUCAUAUUUUACCCAGAAAUAUAAAGCUAAAUUGUGACGUAACAUUAAUUCUUUCAUCGUGACGCUAGAUUCAUACUGCUACUAUAUAUUUAAUACUGCUGCGUCUUGGGCAAAGAUUCAUUUGUGAAUUUAGCUUUGGUAGGAAACAUGUCUGGUACGUGCAGUGAUAAUUUACAGAAUUUUGCAAUGAAUCACAUUUCAGAUGACAUUCUACUGUUGAUUUUCUCCUUCUUCAAUAAGAAGGAGUUGUGUGAAGCAGCCAAAGUAAACAAACGAUGGCAUAGAGUCUCCUGUGAUCCAAGUUUAUGGAAAGACCUGAAUUUGCAGCGAAUUGUGUCUGGCCACAGCUCGGAUUUCCUUAACCCAAUGGUAACCUCCAGAUUGUCAUCUCUAAGAAAUGUUCAUUUUGGUCCAAUGCAUAUCAAAUUUAGGACACUGAAAUCAGUUCUAGUUAGAUGCAAGAAGCUUGAAACUAUCAUUUUCGGACGUGGAAGCAGAGUGCAGAAACAUGCCAAAAGGAAAGCAAUGAUCAUUCCACAAAACAUACAGACAUUGGAUAUGCGUCUUGCCAAAGGCAACUUUGAGUUUCUCCUCGCAAGCGGACCACGUUUCCAGUCUCUUGUCAACUUUGGGAUCGGACGCGACUCGUAUACGCACAACUUUUUCCCUCAUCUGUUUUGCCAGGCAACAAAUCUUAAGAUUUUGGACCUAACAAAUUGUGACUCCUUGGUUGAUGACCAACUCUAUGAUGUAUUCACGCGGUGUACAUUAUUGGAGUCUUUAUGCCUGAUUGGUUGUCGGAAGCUCACCGGAACAUUCUUGCCGAAUCUGGCAAGGACCUGUCGCCGACUACAGACACUUCUGAUCCGUUAUAUGCCUAUUACAGACAGUGUACUUUGCUCAUGUGAAUGGGACUUGCUUCCGCUGGAAGAGAUCGAUAUAUCAGCUUGUCCCGAGAUCACAUGGAUGGGAUUAUCCUCAUUCAUUCCAAAAUUGAAUUGCAUACGUUACCUGAACAUGUCCUACUGUGGAAUCGGACAUGCAGUUACCGAUGCGAUACUGACACAACUUCUUGUUCGCGGUAUAGCAUCUAAGAUAGAGAUGCUUGAUCUUCGCUGGAGUUUUCUUGUCUCUGCACAUGUGCUUCGCGAAUUUCUGUCCAGUUGUAAAAAUCUACAGUAUUUAGGAAUCUAUCAGUCGAACGGAGUGAAUUCAAGUGUCGUUUCGGAUGUUGCCAAGAACCUCCCCCGACUUAAGACGAUCGAAUUUGGUGGCCUAAAGCAGGAAAUUUUAACAUCAAGUCAUAUGCUUCAAAGUCUGCGAGAGAAUUGCAAGCAGUUAUCAGUCCUAUCGUUAAUAAACUUUUGCACGAUAAGUGCACCUUGUGAUGAGCGACAAUUUGAGGAACUUAUAAAGACUGCCAAGAAUUUAGAACGUAUUAAUCUUUGUGACUGCAGUGAGGAGCUCGUAGCGGCCGCAAGAACAGGUGCUCUAAAUACGCAAGUCAAUGUGACUGAACGGUGGGAAUGUGCACUUCCUCCUCCCGUGCAUACACUCGACUUUGUAACACGAUGCUAACAUUAGUUUUUCGCUUUUAUCUUUGUUGAAUUAUUUGAAGAAUUCUUUUAGACGAUAUAAUUUUGCAUUGUUUCUUCUCCCGCAAACUCCUAACAUUAUACUAAACUAGUCCUCUUCUUCCUAUCGACGAUAAUACGGCUCUGUCUACAGAGCAUCUAGCACUGUGACAAAGCGGUUUGCAAUAAUCAUCGUUACUUCACAGAUUUAAUUUACUUUGCUCGUCGACCAUGUGAGCAGUGGCGUAACCGACAAAGGUUCGGGUUAGAGAAACUCCUAAGGGCCCCCAAGCCUUUGGCGCCCCCAAAAAUUUUCAAUAAACAGGCCUUUUUGCAUUAUUUUAUGUGAAAAUAGAUUUAAAAAGUUAAUAUUCUCCCGUUAACAGGCUGCACGAUGCCUUUUUUCUUUUAACUUCUUAAAAACCACCGCUGUAUCUUAAAUCCUGAUGUUUUCCUUUCGAUGAAGUGGGAGUAAUCCAGACCUUGGAUAAGAGGCCAAGGAUAUGGUGCAAA